AUGCACUCAAUUUUUCUUGUGUUAUGUUUGUCUCAUGUUUUGAUGACUAACUCAGUCUUGUUUGUGCAGCCAUUAUGCCAUGAAGAUGAGAGGUCAGCCUUGUUACAAUUCAAGCUUGGUUUUUCAAUUGAAAAGUUUGCAGCUGAAGACCCUUCUGCUUAUCCAAAAAUGGAAUCAUGGAAGAUAGAAGGUGAGCAUGGCAAUUGCUGCUCGUGGCAUGGCAUCAAAUGUGAUGAGAUAACAGGUCAUGUGAUUGGGCUCAAUAUCAGUAGCAGCUUUAUUUAUGGUUCCAUCGACUCCAACAGGAGCCUCUUCAGACUCGUUCAUCUGCGGCGACUCAACCUUGCUGGCAACAAUUUCAAUUACUCUAAAGUUCCUUCCACAAUUGGGAGUCUUCCUAGGCUAACCCAUCUUGACCUCCUCAACUCUAAAUUUUCUGGGGAAUUCCCAAGAGGCAUUUUCCUACUACCAAAGUUACAAUUCCUAACGGUCCAAUACCACUUGCACUUGGUCAGCUAG
This is a messenger RNA of Thlaspi arvense, 519 nucleotides long. Lineage: Eukaryota; Viridiplantae; Streptophyta; Magnoliopsida; Brassicales; Brassicaceae. The record is from the annotation of a GenBank genome assembly.